GCCGUCAGCGUUUGCCGCAUCCUCAGACUCACUCUGGACCAGCCGCAGUCACAGCUGCAGGACCUCUCUGGACCAGCUCAGUCGCAGACUGCGCAACCACCAGACCACUGCGGCAAACAAGCCCAGCUGAGCCAAGCAAUAGCGAUGGCCGACCCCGAGAAGCAGGGACCCGCUGAGAGCCGCCCCGAGGACGAGGUAAUGGAGGGCGCUCAGGGUGGCGAGGAUGCAGCAACCGGUGACAGUGCCACUGCACCGGCGGCCGAGGAGCCCCAGGCCCCCGCGGAGAAUGCGCCCAAGCCCAAAAACGACUUUAUCGAGAGCUUGCCCAAUCCCGUCAAGUGCCGGGUUCUGGCGCUCAAAAAGCUGCAGAAGCGCUGCGAUAAGAUCGAGGCGAAAUUUGACAAGGAAUUCCAGGCUCUGGAGAAGAAGUACAAUGAUAUCUACAAGCCCCUACUCGCCAAGAUCCAGGAACUCACCGGAGAGAUGGAGGGCUGCGCGUGGACCCUGGAGGGAGAGGAUGAUGAAGACGACGAGGAAGAAGAAGAUGAGGAGGAGGAGGAAGAGGAGGAGGCUGCAGCUGGCGCAACUGGGGGUCCCGACUUUGCCGAGAAGUGAGCACAGCAGCUGACAGCGCAGAGGAAGAGGAACCCAAGAACGACGUCAUCUUUAAGACUUUUGCUUUUGCAAACCCAGACAUCAGCUUUACACUCCAGAGGAGACAAGGCAUGGAGGAAGGCUGGACUGACAGCAUUUACUGUUUAUGUGGCUAGAAAAACUGCCAUUUCAAGUUGUGAAAAAUGUUUUGAAUAUUUGAAUUUACAGAAAGAACACGGUUCCAAAAAUAAGGGUGUAUUCCAUGUAUAAUACUGUCAACAAGUGUUCAUCUGUAAUGGUCUCAUGUUAUCUGUUUUCUUGGUAGUGUUUGUUUACAAAAUCGUAAAAAUUACCCCAAAUGUUUUAAGUAUUAAAUUCCCUUGUAGCAUUUUAGAAAUAUAAUUUACUUGAAGAGAUGUAGAAUGUAGCAAUUCUGUAAAGCAUGUGUAUCCAGUGUUGCCUAGUUUGACUUUGUGAAGUCUUUUUGUCUUGUAGCUUUUAGCAAGUAGCUGUGAAAACCAUCAGAACCCCUCAAUGAAGCUAAUGUUUGGAAAAAAGUAUAUACUUGAAGAACCAACCCAAGUGUGUAUCCCCAACCCCAGCUCAGAAAUAGGAAGGGUUUAAGUUUGCUUGUAUUAGCUGUGCCUUCAUUAUUUUGCUAUGUAAAUGUGACUUAUUAAAUGGUGCAUAAUCAAAUUUUAUUGCUUGAGGACAAAAUGGCAUAAAGGGAAGACUUUUGGGAAAAGACAUUUAGUGUAAAGGCCUUUAGCUUCUUUGUGGGUUUUGAACUAUCUGUGAAUCAAUGUUCUGUAAAGAAACACAAACGUAAAGUUGUUUACCACUGUGGUGUUAACAAAACAGUAUUUUCAAAAAUAAAAAAACCUUGUUAUUCUGA
Molecule: messenger RNA, 1489 nt
Organism: Rattus rattus (black rat)
Lineage: Eukaryota; Metazoa; Chordata; Mammalia; Rodentia; Muridae
Gene: Nap1l5
Product: nucleosome assembly protein 1 like 5
Exons: 2
Coding region: 145-615 (156 amino acids)
Biological process (GO): nucleosome assembly
Cellular component (GO): chromatin; nucleus
Molecular function (GO): histone binding; chromatin binding
Source: RefSeq, a predicted model, not a curated record